Molecule: messenger RNA, 1014 nt
Organism: Penicillium manginii
Lineage: Eukaryota; Fungi; Ascomycota; Eurotiomycetes; Eurotiales; Aspergillaceae
Product: NAD(P)/FAD-dependent oxidoreductase
Exons: 3
Coding region: 1-1014 (337 amino acids)
Molecular function (GO): oxidoreductase activity
Source: RefSeq, a predicted model, not a curated record
AUGUCGCCCGUUAUUAGUGUCCUUCAAGACAUUUAUGACGUACUCAUCAUCGGCGGAGGUCCUGCUGGCCUCUCAGCUGCAACAUCACUCGCAAGAGCUUGUCGACGCGUCGCAGUUUUCGACUCACACGAAUACCGCAAUAUUUCAAGUGAGGAGAUUCACAAUGUUGUCGGUCACGACGGACAAGACCCUGAGAGAUUCAGAGCCCUGGCAAGACGGGAGCUCAGUUUAUUCGAAACCGUCACGUUCUUCGAAACAACCAUCGUCCACGCGUGGACUGUUCAUACCGGACACGCCCAACACGAUUUCAUGGUUCAUGAUGAUGACGGAAUUCCCUACAGAGGGAAGAAGUUGAUCCUUGCUAGCGGGUCAGUGGAUAUUCUCCCCGAUAUCCCCGGCUUUGAGGAUCUCUGGGGAGAUACCAUCAUUCACGGACUCUUCAGCAACGGCUUUGAAAAGCGAGAUAAGCCAGCAGGUAUCCUGGGCCUGUCCUCUCUCGACGACAUUGUGCCCACGCUCAUGGCCUACGUCGUCUCGCACAAUAAGCUGACAAUCUACACCAACGGCGAAGAUCCUGCCGAGUACCGAUUCCAGUGUAACCUCAACAUGGCCCUGUCGCGCGGCUGCAGAAUCGAUUCUCGCAAAAUCCACCAUUUUGAGCGCAAGGAUGACUCUAUUGUGAUCCAGUUCCGUCACGGUGUCAGCUAUCUGGGGUUUCUGUUGUACACGCCUCCUACGCGGAAUCGGGCGCAGAAUCUCAUCUCGGAGCUCGGGAUUGAGACUAUGCCAAAGGACGGAUAUGUGAUGACCACUCGUGCGCAUGGAGAGACGAAUGUUCGAGGCUGCUUUGUGGCUGGGGAUACUUCGACGAUGCACAAGACAAUUGCUGUUGCUUUGAGCUCUGGCAUGAUUGCUGGUGUUGGAGCAGCGAGACAACUGGCCAUUGACGAAGGAGUUGCGGCAAAGAAGUCGGGCUCCGCGCUGGGGAUUUUUGCAGAUGAAGACGACGACUGA